UGACAGCUAGAGGAAGAAGACACCGCUCACACAACAGUCGAAAAAUGCAAUAGAACAAAGAAAACCGUGCGAAAAAGGGUUCUCUUCUGCCAUCAAGUAAAGAGCCCCUCCCCCUCCAUUGCCCCCAAUCUCCUUCCUAGCUUCGGAGGUUUAUAUGGGGUUUUCCAGUUUCCCAUUUCACUUGCUUCUUCUGGGUUGCUGAAGAAGAAGCUGCUUGCUUUGAUAAUGAAGGAAAUGGGUUUUGACUUUUGCUAGUUGUUGUGGUUGUUGAAAUUUGGGCUGUUCGGUGUUUCUUUCUUCGCCCGGAUUUCGAUUUGCUUGAUUAAUUUCUGGGGUUCCCAAAUGGAGAGCAUUUACAGGUUGCAAUUAAUAGUAAUCCUUAGCUUGGGAAUGUUUAUGUGGGGCAGUUUGUGUGAGGAAAAUGCAGAUGAAAUCACAGCUGUAUAUAUUGUUACUCUGAGGCAAGCCCCUGUUUCUCAUUACUCUGAUGAACUGAGAGUGAAGCGAAAAGGUCUCAAGCACGGUGCUUCAACCACACUGGAUACACCUGGAAACAGUUCGCGGAGAACCUGGCAUCACGGCUCUCGUGUUGCCCGGGUUCAUGAUUCAUUAUUGAGGAAGGUUUUGAGAGGGGAGAGAUAUCUUAAGCUCUAUAGCUAUCACUACUUGAUCAAUGGAUUUGCUGUGCUUGUUACCCCCCUGCAGGCUGACCGGCUUUCAAGAAGGAGAGAAGUUGCAAAUGUGGUUUUGGAUUUUUCAGUUAGGACUGCAACCACCCAUACACCACAGUUCUUGGGUCUACCUCAAGGGGCAUGGGCCCAAGAAGGAGGGUACGAGUCUGCUGGACAAGGAGUUGUGAUUGGUUUCGUUGAUACUGGAAUUGAUCCAACACAUCCAAGCUUCUCUGAUCAUUUAUCUGAAAGUCCAUACCCAGUUCCUGAUCACUUUUCUGGAAUUUGUGAAGUCACUCGAGAUUUCCCAUCUGGCUCUUGCAACAGAAAGCUUAUUGGAGCCCGCCAUUUUGCAGCAUCUGCUAUAACCAGAGGGAUAUUUAACGCAAGUCAGGACUAUGCUUCGCCAUUUGAUGGAGAUGGCCAUGGAACGCACACAGCAUCAAUUGCGGCGGGGAACCAUGGGAUUCCAGUGGUAGUUGCUGGGCAUCACUUUGGGAAUGCAAGUGGAAUGGCUCCUCGUUCACACAUUGCUGUUUACAAGGCAUUGUACAAGAGUUUUGGGGGCUUUGCGGCAGAUGUUGUUGCUGCCAUAGACCAGGCAGCUCAGGAUGGAGUGGACAUCAUAAGCUUAUCAAUCACACCCAACAGGCGGCCUCCUGGAAUUGCAACUUUCUUCAAUCCCAUAGACAUGGCGUUGUUAUCAGCUUUUAAAUCUGGAAUGUUUGUUGUACAAGCAGCAGGGAACACUGGGCCAUCGCCUAAAAGUAUCUCUUCCUUCAGUCCGUGGAUAUUCACGGUUGGUGCAGCCACUCAUGACAGAAUCUAUAGUAAUUCUAUUGUCCUUGGCAACAAUGCCACCAUUCCUGGAGUUGGACUUGCACCGGGAACAGCCAAUGAUACAAUGUAUACACUGGUUUCUGCAAUUCAUGCUCUGAAUGAUACAACAUCUGCAAAUGAUAUGUAUGUGGGUGAAUGCCAAGAUGCCAGUAAUUUUGUUCAGGAUAUUGUACGAGGCAACCUAUUAAUUUGUAGCUAUUCUAUCCGGUUUGUGCUUGGGAUUUCAUCUAUCAAACAAGCCUUGCAAACGGCCAAAAACUUGAGUGCAGCCGGUGUCGUGUUCUACAUGGAUCCUUUUGUCAUUGGAUUUCAGCUUAACCCAGUUCCAAUGGAAUCGCCUGGCAUCAUAAUUCCAACCCCAGAUGAUUCCAAGAUCUUACUUCAAUAUUACAAUUCUUCCUUGGAGAGAGACGGACGCACAAAGAAGAUUAUCAAGUUUGGGGCUACUGCUUCCAUUUCUGGUGGAUUAAAAGCGAACUACAGUUAUUCUGCUCCCAAGAUCAUGUAUUAUUCUGCUAGGGGACCAGAUCCAGAGGAUAACUCUCUUGAUGAUGCUGACAUACUGAAACCAAACCUUGUUGCUCCUGGGAACUUUAUUUGGGCUGCUUGGAGUUCCCUCGGCACUGAUUCGCUUGAGUUUCAAGGUGAGAACUUCGCAAUGCUGUCUGGAACAAGCAUGGCUGCUCCUCAUGUUGCAGGUCUUGCAGCCCUGAUUAAGCAGAAGUUUCCCACACUCAGCCCUUCAGGUAUUGGAUCUGCACUUUCAGCAACAGCUUCUCUCUUUGACAAGAAUGGGGGGCCGAUAAUGGCACAGAGAGCGUACUCGAAUCCAGAUUUGAACCAGUCUCCUGCAACACCGUUUGACAUGGGAAGUGGCUUUGUAAAUGCAACUGCAGCACUGGAUCCCGGCCUUAUUUUUAAUUUGUAUUACGACGACUAUAUGUCAUUCCUUUGUGGCAUAAACGGAUCAGCCCCCGUGGUCCUGAAUUACACCGGUCAGAGCUGUGCAGUCUCCAACAUGAGCGGCGUAGACCUGAACUUGCCUUCGAUCACCAUCGCCAAGCUGAACCAGGCCAGGCUUGUCCAAAGAACCAUAACCAACAUCGCAAGCAAUGAGUCGUACAGUGUGGGCUGGAGCACGCCCUAUGGAGUAUCCAUGAAGGUGGCUCCAGUUCGCUUCUCCAUUGCAGCUGGAGAGAGGCUGGUCUUGAACAUAUCCUUCGUUGCCACCAUGAACAACACUACUGCCAGCUAUGGAAGAAUCGGACUCUUCGGGCAUCAAGGUCAUGUGCUCAACAUUCCUUUGUCAGUCAUCGUUAAAAUCUCUUACAAUGCCACCGGUAGCUGAAGAACUGCUGAUGAUUCUUUUGUAAUUUCCCCUGUUCCCUCCUAAAUUUUUGUAUCUACUUUCCCUGUAAUUUUUCUGAGUAUGCUUGAUUUUUUGAUUCGUAGCCAUGUACAUGCAUGCGUGCAGAAGCAACUGUUUGGUAUGUAGAUAUAGUGUUUGAUUGAUGAUGAAUAAGACUGUAUGUUGCUCUCA
This is a messenger RNA of Diospyros lotus (date-plum), 3051 nucleotides long. Its product is annotated as subtilisin-like protease SBT2.3. NCBI's taxonomy places the organism in Eukaryota, Viridiplantae, Streptophyta, Magnoliopsida, Ericales, Ebenaceae. Gene Ontology annotation, biological process: proteolysis. Gene Ontology annotation, molecular function: serine-type endopeptidase activity. The transcript is spliced from 11 exons. The record is from RefSeq and is a predicted model, not a curated record. The coding region runs from base 343 to 2859 and encodes 838 amino acids.